AUGGACGCCCAUUUGUCUUACGCCACGAUAUGGGUCAAUAGCCAAGAGACUAGACGGAAGUGUGAAAUCUUAAAGAACUACCUGUUAGGUCUGAAGAGAGAAUUGGACACCACCUUCCCUUCUCUUGAGUUUGCUGGAAUUCUCUUCAGAGAGACUGGACAUUCUCCCAACACCUGCAGCUGGGCCAUCUUCCCUGAUGGAGGUCUAGUUUCAGGUCCCAGCGUCUUCCAUUAUGACCUGCCCAGACCUGGUUUAACAAAUUCAGCAAAUCUGGCUGGGGUCAGCCUAGUGGGUCAGAAAAAAACCCUCAAUGAAAGAGGUUGGAAAUCUCCAAUCUUUAUCCCAAAACAUGUCACUGAUGACUUGAACGUAUCACCAGAUACUCAAGAUACAGAGGAGAGCUUCCACCUAUGGGAGAAUGACCCUCUGAAGAGAAAUUUGGAAUCAUCAUCAGAACCAUUAAAGGGGACAUCUGAGAGUCAAAUGGGUGACAUUCCACAAGACCCUGUCAUUCCUCCAGUCCAGGGGAGAAAGUUAGAUCCACUUCCAAAAGAGCAUAGACAUCUUAGGAAGGCCAUAAGGACAAAGAGAAUGAGGAAGAGGAAGAGGAAGAGGAAGGAGAAAGUGGAGACCUACUGCCCCCCGAUUCUUCCAACACCUUUGGCACCGCCACAAAGUGAAGAAGAUGAGGUGGUAGAUACGAAGCUGACUGUACUCAGUGUUCAGGAAGAUGAUCCUGAACUUCCCAAUGAGGACAGAUUGCAGAGUCAGCAGGGUGAGAGUGCCUGUGUGAUGCAUCAGGAGUGUCAGAUCCAGCCCUGUGAGCUCCCAGCAUCCCCAGAGCCCGGGCCUUCUUCUCCAGUGACAUCCUUGGCAUCACCACCACUCUGCUUUGGUCGCUUCUUAAGCUGUGUCUGCCAGACCUUCUCAAGGUCUAGGAAGCGGAAGCCCCCCAGAAGACAGGGCACUGAGCUGGCUGAGGCAGGAGAUGAUGCUAAGGCUCUAAGACCUGGCCUCCUGAGGGAUCUGGGCAAAAACAGAGUGCAGCCUCAUGAGGGCCUGUAGCAAGCUGAUGUCAGUAGACGCUCUCUCUGUGUUUUGUUUUAUAGUUUUCUCCAUAUCGUUGUUCUUGUUGGUUGAGUUCUUGUUUAUCAAAAAG
Ailuropoda melanoleuca (giant panda) is the source of this 1159-nucleotide messenger RNA. RefSeq lists its product as uncharacterized. The record is from RefSeq and is a predicted model, not a curated record. The coding region runs from base 1 to 1065 and encodes 354 amino acids. Lineage: Eukaryota; Metazoa; Chordata; Mammalia; Carnivora; Ursidae. The transcript has 5 exons.